AUGCCCCUGGGCAGCAAUCGCGCUGCUGAGGCCCUUCGUCUGCUUGGUUGUGUGCUUCUGUCGGCGAGAUCGGAGCGAUCUGGGAUUGCAGGGGCUGACCUGGAAUUGGCUGCACUGACGACUGCCAAUGUUGUUGAGGAAGGGAUUCUUCCCACUACCUAUCAAGGCACCUGCGGUGGAGAUGACAUCAUCAGCCUCAUGCGUGUGCAGGAGUCGCCAGUCAUGCCCUGGCAAAAGAUUUUCAGUGUUGCUGACAUCUACAUCAAGGCCCAAUCCACGGAGAUACAGCACCUCGAAGCCGAGCUGGCAAGCGCCGACGCCGAGAUUAAAGCUGCCGGCGACCAGAAGGCUGCCACUGUCGUCAACGACACAGAAAUUCGGAGUCUUAUCAUCCAGGGCCUGACGCAGCAAUACGGUGCGGCGAGAAGUUUCGGGUCGCUGGAGGCGGCCAUGGACGUAAAGUGCGGUGCCGACUUGCAAAAGCUCGUGGAGUUUCACCAUCUCAGUGAUGAGUUCCGACGCGAUGACGAUCUCUUUCUUGACUACUUCGAUGUGGCAGUGGAUCGUUUCGGAUCCCUCGUGGCCGAGUACUCUCAAGCAGAGGCCGUCAUCGCACCGGGGUCGGUCCUGAGGACUUGCCUUCAGCUUCUGAACAGUACACUCCGUGAUGACACAAGUGACUGUGAUGAGCUUUGCACUCAACUCGAGAUGGCGGUGCAUCGGAUUUCACUGCCAGGGCUCACUCGUGAAGUCAACCUCGAGUCUGCGCGUAUGAAGCGAGAGCGUACUUGGCUGGCGCUGUCCGCCAAGCAGUCCAAGCUGUUAGAUUGCAUGGCGCGACGGACGGAGCUGGCUGCUGCCAAAGACCAGCUGGAAAGCCUGGAUUCCGCGGCCUUUGCCGCGUGGAGAAUAGAGAAGACGUUUAAAAGGCGGGUCUUUCGUGUCACACGCGUCUUGGCGAGACACCGGGCCGAGCUCAAGCAACAGUACCAGCUCUUGGACAAGCUCCUGCGGUCUCUCGAGCAGAUGAGUGUAAAGGUGACGCCGGGGCACAUGACGUCAG
This is a messenger RNA of Symbiodinium sp. CCMP2456, 1063 nucleotides long. Lineage: Eukaryota; Dinophyceae; Suessiales; Symbiodiniaceae. The record is from the annotation of a GenBank genome assembly.